Molecule: messenger RNA, 528 nt
Organism: Drosophila biarmipes
Lineage: Eukaryota; Metazoa; Arthropoda; Insecta; Diptera; Drosophilidae
Exons: 2
Coding region: 4-429 (141 amino acids)
Source: RefSeq, a predicted model, not a curated record
AACAUGCAGGCAAUUUUCCUAUUGUGCGUACUCCUUGCAUGCAUUAUCGUCUUGGUGAAGUUAAGUUGGGGCGUUGGGAAAUUGGAUGCCCAGGACUCAACCACCUCAAAUCCCCAGAUUGUACUCCACAAGGACCCGUACUCAUCAACUGAGUGGUUCAAGGACGUAAUUAAGCAUAGGACGAAGGAUAACGACUUGAAUACCAUCAGUGAACAAGAGCUUGUGAAGUCAAAGGCACGAAUCCAAAAACUUUUAUCUAUUCUAAGACGACAACCAGCAAAGGAUAUACCAGAUAACUUUGGAACCACCAACGAGCCAACCAAUGUCCAAUUUACAACCGUCAAUUGUAAUCCAGUUCUUGAGGAGAACUGCGGUCCGGAGUCUAUUGGAACAAGACUAAGUGCCACUUUACUAAAAAUUCUCGCAUAAGAUAUUUAUUUAUGUUUCUUUAUCAGAGCCCACUCAGAAUGAAACCAAAUUAAUCAUUAGGCUAAUAAUUUAUUAAACACAUGACAAUACUGAACUUUA